AUGAUACGCAAACUACCAAAAGCAAAUCAAACUUUGCUCAGACUGCUGAUAUUCCUUCUCAGUCACAUUCGUGAUCACGAGGCAUCCAAUCGCAUGUCCACGGAAGCAUUGGGCAUUGUUUGGGGUGCAAAUUUGAUCCAACGUCCCGGAACUGCGCCGAGCCCGACCGAUUCGAAACUAGCCUGUCGGAUUGUGGAAUGUCUGCUGGAUCCACAGAUGAUUACCAAUGUGCUUUUAGAAUCCCCUGCCGUGGUGAAUGAACUGCGUCGUCUGUUUGAGACGAAAUGGGACAGUUUAAUCAACACAAAUGUAACCAGUGAUGAAGUUUCUUUAACUCGCAGUCCACCAUGCAUACAACAACCACUACAAGACUCGUACAGCACGAAUUCGGAUCUCGGCCGUAAGUUCGUUGUAUACCUGAAGAACAGAUCAUCUGAUUAA
Molecule: messenger RNA, 441 nt
Organism: Echinostoma caproni
Lineage: Eukaryota; Metazoa; Platyhelminthes; Trematoda; Plagiorchiida; Echinostomatidae
Source: the annotation of a GenBank genome assembly